This is a messenger RNA of Scleropages formosus (Asian bonytongue), 1338 nucleotides long. Its product is annotated as mediator of RNA polymerase II transcription subunit 30. Lineage: Eukaryota; Metazoa; Chordata; Actinopteri; Osteoglossiformes; Osteoglossidae. The transcript has 5 exons. Gene Ontology annotation, cellular component: mediator complex. Gene Ontology annotation, molecular function: transcription coregulator activity. Gene Ontology annotation, biological process: positive regulation of DNA-templated transcription. The record is from RefSeq and is a predicted model, not a curated record. The coding region runs from base 182 to 742 and encodes 186 amino acids.
CAGGAAGUUAUGUCGUCCGCUGUAUUGUGAUUUAGUUGAAAACGGUGGUUUGGAGUUCUGCUGAAGCGAAGCCCGCUGCUAUUUGGUGCAUUUUUUGGGAGAUAAAUUUACUGGUUUCUACUUAAAUUUAACUGUAAGCGAACGCAGAAAACACGGAAUAUUGGCGUAACGUUCGGUCCUGAUGUCGGCCUCCUUGCCCCCAAAAGGGCCUGGUCUGCCCAACCUGCCCCCUCAGCAGCAGCAACAGGUCCACGCCACCCCCAUGCCAGGCCCCGGGCAGCCAGCCAUGCCUCUCCGCGAGAUCUCGCCCGUCUUCCUGUGUCGCAUCGGCCAGGAGACGGUGCAGGACAUCAUCACACGCACCAUGGAGAUCUUCCAGAUCACUCGCGCCACGCAGCUGCCAAAUGGGGUGACUCAGAGCCAGGCAGCAUAUCAGGACCGCUUUGGGAAGCUGCAGGAACACCUGCGUCAGCUGACCCUUCUGUUCCGCAAGCUCCGCCUCCUCUAUGAGCGCUGUGUGGAGAUGACCUCUGAUCUGCAUGAAGGACCAGCAGAGCUGGUGCCCUACCUGGGAGAGGAGGUGACGCCAGUCCGUGUGGAGCCCUGCAGCCCAGCAGUGAUUCAGGAGAGGCAGGAGGUGCUGGAGAAAGUAAGGCAGAAGAAUCAGGAGAUGAAGGUUCUGAUGGAUCAGAUGAGGAACCUGCUGUGGGACGUCAAUGCUAUGUUGACCCUGAGGAAGUGAUCUCCUGUCACCACACCACCUCCCCCUUUGUAAUCUAGUGGCUUCCCUCAAUCCAGUCCUUCAAAGCUGAAUCCUCAGGAAUCCUGACUCACUGUUUCCUCUCUCGGUGCUCUCAGCACAGGCUGUUUUUUUAAUAUAUAGUUUUAUGAGCUGUUUUGUGUUAUUUAUAAGCUUGGUUCUUCUUGGUCUGAUGCAUGAGGUGGACCAAAAAGCACAUUUCUCACCACAUCAUGUCGAGUUUGUUGCAGAGCUGGGAUCAGUCCAUUUUUAAUGUGUUCAAUAGUGUGAAGAGAAAAGGACUGAAUCCAUUCACACACUACACUCUGGGAAAAAUUACUUUUUAUAUACUUUUUGGCACAGUUUUUUUUAAUGGUUACCUAGGCUGAAUGUUGCCUGUUGUCAAAUGUUGGCAGCUAUUGUCUCAGGAGUAACAACUGGAGACCCCUGGAGUUGAUUGAUACAUGUCUUUGGUGUGGUGGGUAACAUCACACUGGGUGAGGGGUCCCGGUUUGCCCUCAGCUGAGAACAAUCCAAAGAGGACUUAGUGCAUACCUGUAGGAUGUGUGUUUUUUCUACUGCAAUAAAAUGUAAAAGAA